Messenger RNA from Eremothecium cymbalariae DBVPG#7215, 2049 nucleotides. It is a transcript of the gene PRM1, whose product is annotated as pheromone-regulated protein PRM1. The transcript has a single exon. The coding region runs from base 1 to 2049 and encodes 682 amino acids. The record is from RefSeq and is a predicted model, not a curated record. NCBI's taxonomy places the organism in Eukaryota, Fungi, Ascomycota, Saccharomycetes, Saccharomycetales, Saccharomycetaceae. Gene Ontology annotation, cellular component: mating projection tip.
AUGACUUAUACUAAACCAUAUCUAGAGCUGCGAGAACGGUUAUCUCAAAUCUGGAUUAAUCGCUACACAUUGCUUUUACUUCUGUGUCUUGUAAAGCUGCUGUUGUUUGCGAAGAGCCUUCAUAAUUCGUUAAAUCAGUCUGAAGAAUAUAUACUAGAUCAUUGUUUCACAAUUGACCAUUAUUACAACACGUUGAGGAAUGGUACCCCUCAUUAUAUGGGCAAGAUAGGGAACUACUUAAUCACAAAGUCACUGGAGGGAUCGGUAGAUGGCCUAUUGGCAUUGUUAUCCCUACUAGUUUUAGCUAGUGAGGCGAUCAUUGUCUUCAUGAUUGAGCUAUGGCUAGGAACUUAUGCAUGUUUACUUGUGAGCGCUGUCCAUGGUGCUGUCGACGUGGCUACGAAUGCUACGGAAAAAAUACUGGGGGUGGUUAAUUCCACAGUGAUCCAUGCUGCUAAUGACCUAGAUAAUGGAUUAGAUGGGCUUUCAAAAAUAAUUAACAAGGUUCUGAAGGCUACAACAAAGAUAGGGGCACUAGUCACCGAUAGUGACGAUGAUGAUGACGGCGGUAAUGCUGCGGAUCAUAUUAAAAAAGUUAAUUUAACUAUAGCAGGAUUGAGGAACUUACAAAUACCGUCAUCAGUUAAUGACAAGUUACAGUCGUUAUCUGGAAAGACACCUGAUUUCGAAACACUGAAGAAUAAAACCAAACAAUUGGUUUCUGUCCCAUUUAAGACGAUUAGGACGGAAAUUAAAAAUGUUAACACUACGGGCAUGCUUAAGAACAAAGAACUAGUUUCGAUACCGCCUAUAAAUAUUGAUGAUAGUAGCGGUGGUAUCUGCAGUGCCCAUCAACCAGAUAUCGAAAAAUUGUACGCAGUAUUUAACGAUGUGCUCAAGUAUACAUUGAUCGUAUUUAUCGUUGUAUUGGUAAUUGGCGCCCUGAUUGUUCUAGUGCCUGCAGCCUGGCAAGAAUACAGGCAAUGGAGCAGACUUGCAGAGAUGCGGGAAAGAGCCGAAGUGACAGAGAAAUUUAGACAUCGUAAUCCAUUUGAGGGCAGCGAUGACGACAGUUCAGAUAGUACUCUACCAGAGGGUAGAGAUGUGAUUGAAUGUUACCAGGGAGUCUUCCAUAGAAUCCCGACAGUGAUUGGUGAAUGGAUCGGAAAGACUGUAGGGAGAACUCCCAGACAAAAAAAAGAAGUCCAGUGGUUCAUGGCAUAUAUCAUGUCUCCAAGAGCAUUGAUAGUAUUUGCAAUUGCGAUGGCAGGUAUUCUAGUUUGCGUUUGCCAGCUCCUUAUGAUCCACGCAAUUUCACGAAAACUUCACAGUGACAGCACUAAACAGAUGCUUUCAAAUAUGCAGUCAGACACUCAUGAAUAUGUAUCGCGAGACAUGUCAAAAUGGGUAAGCAGCACAAAUGACUACAUAAACGGAACAGAAAACUCAAUUAACGAUGAGAUGUUCGGUUGGAUCAGCUCGGCAACAACCUCUGUAAACUCAACAGUAAACACCAUUUUAGAAGACAUUGAUAGCACUGUGUCCAGCGCCUUCAACGGAACCAUACUAUACAAGCCAAUGAAUGCAGUAGUGGCGUGUGUAAUUGGAAAUAAACUACGUGCCUUGGAGAAAGCCUUAACAUGGGUGCAUGACAAAGCACAUGUGUCGUUGCCACGUAUAAAUGGAGAUGAGCUUAAUUCGGCAGUCACCGACGUGUCCUUGUCGCCAGACCCUGAUUCCGAUACUCACGUCAAAGUCUACUCUAGAGUGAAUAACAAUAAAUCCAAAUUGGAAACUUCGCUGGCUAAAUUCACAGUAACCCUAUCCCACUCUAUUGAAACAAUCCUGGAACAAUACAAAAACUUGGUUAAAACUGAGCUCUUCAUCGCACUAGCAAUUCUAGGUGUAUGGCUUAUUCAAACCCCAAUUGCGGCUUGCAUCCUAUAUUACAAACGACUCCAUACAUUCCCCACAUCGCCUGCCUCAUCAUAUUAUCCUCAUCGCUUUUGUCACGAUCAUCACCAACCUGUUACGUUUUCAGGAACCUAA